Messenger RNA from Paramecium sonneborni, 1480 nucleotides. Lineage: Eukaryota; Ciliophora; Oligohymenophorea; Peniculida; Parameciidae. The record is from the annotation of a GenBank genome assembly.
UAUAGAUUCGAUAUGGCAGAAGACCCUGAAGUUAUUCUUUUGAAAAAUAGAUAUUAAAUCUAACUCAAAAAAGAGAUUGGAAAAGGAAGUUUUGGAAUAGUUUAUGAAUGUUUAGAUUUAUAAAAUGUCAAUUCUGAUAAAUAAAUAUGUGCGAAAGUAAUUAAUACAAAUUUAUCAUCAAGAUUACAGAUAGACAAGAAGAUCCUAAUUCAAGAAGGGAAAUUGAAAUGUUAUUAACAUUACAAACAGUGGCUAGUGGAAAUCAAAAUAUAGUAGGUGUUAUUGAUGUUUUGGUUCAUGAUUAACAAAUAGUUUUAAUCUUAGAAAGAUGCUAAGGUGAUUUGCUUAAUUAGAUAAAUGAUAAUAAAAAACUUUAAAAGAACUUUUUACCUUCAGAAGCAUUAGAAAUCAUUAAAUAAAUUAUCAAUGGAUAUAAGGUUCUUCUUGCUCACAAUAUUAUUCAUAGGGAUUUAAAACCAUAAAAUAUCCUUUAUCUAAAUAAAACUUAUAAGGUAUAAUAAAUUUUAUAAAAAAUUAUUAUUAGAUUGCCGAUUUUGGAUUUGCAAGAACAGCUGAUCCAUAUGGGAUUCAUACUAAAUUAGGUACUCCAAGAUAUUCAGCUCCUUAAUUAUUUUUUGAUGUAGUUUAUUCUAAUUCAGCCGAUAUUUAUUCUGUAAUAAUAUUAUUUUAUCACAAAUAGUUGGGAAUUAUAUUUUAUUUAUUAAUUUUUGGCGAUUUCCCUUUUCCAGGUGAAGACUUAAAGGAGCUUAAAUAAAAUUUAAUGAAUACUAAAACAAACCCAAUUAAAAUUAAUAAAAAUUUGCCACAAGUUUUAAAUUAGUUAUAAUUAUUAGUUUCAAGGAGAUGAUUCAAUUCCUAUUUUGAUUGAAAAUAUGUUAAAGUAUAGUGAAGAAGAUAGAAUUAAUUGGAGAGGGCUCAUACAAAAUAUUUAGGACAAAAUUGCUCCUAAAGAAAUCAAGAUUACUCCUCCAAUUAAAUUUAUACCAAACAUGCCUAUAAUGCUUGGAUCAUAAAAUCAAGGAUUAACUUAAUUAACUAAUUUACUUAAAUUAGUUUAGAUUGAUGUUUAAUAUCCUGUUUUACAGUACCCACCAAAUUUUUUUGACUAAAAUUAGAAAAGUGCAAUCUUUAUUGCAAUUAUUGAAUAAGAGCUCUCAAAAUAUAUGUAAUAUUAAUAUCCUAAAUUUUAAGGAGUUCUUUAUAAUUCUUUCCUAAAGAAAUCUUAUUUAUAAGAAAUAAAUUAACUAAUAUUUCUUAUUACUUUUUUAAUCUUAUAUUAGAUUUACAAUAAAAAUUAAAAUAUUAAAACUGCUUCCAAUCUAUUAUAGAAGUAAUUUUAAUUUUAAUCAAAAGAACUUAAAGAAAGAAUUUUAAGCAUAUAAUUUGCAAAAAUGUUACUAAAACUAUUAACCAAAUUUAGAAAAUAUGCUUCUUCAAAUUAAGGAUAUCCAUUAAUUGA